GGAAAAGUAACUUGCGCGCGUUCGCAUAAUUGAUCCAGUUGUUGCACGUGCGCAGAGACUGAUAGCGUCAGUUAGCCUCUGCCUGCUGCGAAGGGUCUCCCGUUAGAACCAGCAGCUGAAAAGCAGGUGUCGGACAGUGACCGCCGAGAUCUCAGAGGACUCAUGCUCUCGCCCCCCGGUGCUGCCACGCGAGCUGUGUACAUACUGUGGAUCGCCAUGGCCCAGGUAGCUUGCCAGGAGGACAGGGAGAAAACCACCGCGCUCAAAGAUCUGUUAUCAAGAAUAGACCUGGAUGAACUGAUGAAGAAGGAUGAACCGCCUUUCACGUUUCCCAAAACACUGGAGGAGUUUGAAUAUGCUUUCAACGAAUAUGGUCAGCUCAGACAUAUAAAAACAGGAGAGCCCUUCGUGUUCAAUGCCAGGGAGGAUCUGCACCGAUGGAACCAGAAGCGCUAUGAAGCUCUGGGAGAGAUCAUCACUCAGUAUGUUUAUGAGCUGCUGGAGAAACAGUGCAACAUGACUAAAGCAAUCCUGCCAGUGGAUGCUGCUGAAGGUGAACCCACCAGUUUUAUCUACCUGAGCUCAGAUGCCUUGUCCAACCCAUCGAAGCUGCUGGUACUGAUUCAGGGCAGCGGCGUCGUGCGGGCCGGUCAGUGGGCCCGUAGGCUAAUCAUCAACCAGGACCUGGACUCGGGCACACAGAUCCCCUUCAUCAACCGAGCCAUGGAGGAGGGCUAUGGCGUGAUGGUGCUCAACCCCAAUGAGAACUACCUGGAGGUGGAGAAGCGAGCCCUGUCCACUCCCACAACCUCUCCUAAUGAAGCUUCGGACGAACCCGCGGAGAAGAGGGAACGCAAGGACGAUAAAGAGGGCAAAAAGAAGAGGGAGUUUUACGAGAAGUACCGUAACCCGCAGAAGGAGACGGAGACCGAACGGAUUCCUGUACGGGAAAAUGGCUCCUCUGAGGAACACGUGCUGUACGUGUGGGACCACUUUGUGUCCAAAGCUGCAGCCAAGAAUGUCUUCAUCGUGGCCCACAGCUAUGGAGGCCUGUCUUUUGUUGAGCUGAUGAAUCAGAGGGAAAUGGAGGUGAAGAACCGAGUGUGUGCCGUGGCUCUGACCGACUCCGCUCACAACAUCUGGCUGCAGGAGACUAGCAAAGGCACACAGGACUGGAUGCAGCAGCACUGUUGUAACUGGGUCUCAAGUCCAGAGCUGCUGGACACGCCGCUGGAGCCCAUGCUGCCGGACUGCCCUCGAGUCUCUGCAGGCACCGAGAAGCACGAGCUGACCUCCUGGACGAGCCUCCGCUCCGUCUUCAAGUUCUUCGGCGAGGCCCUGAACGCGCGGGAGGGCGAGGAGGCGGAGGAGAGCGCCAGCGCUGUCACCACGCGCAGCAGCUCGCUCAAAAGCAAACACCAGGAUCUGUAGACGCCCGAAAAACAAUGCCUCGGAACAAGUGGUGGUGGGGGGGGGGGCUUGUGAGGGAUCAUACAGGGGAGUUUUUAGCGACGGAGGCUAAGGUUCCACUUCCCCUCUUCCAUCCCUUCUCUCUCCGGCUCCUCUUCCCGGGUGUCAUUUCGUCCCUGCAGACCUCCCCCGGCUCCGCGCGCGCGCGCACAGCCUUAUUGUCGCAGGGGACGGGAGUGCGGGGGUCACCGUGUAUACAUCACAAUAGCGUUUUACAUUACUUCCAGAUGAGCGCAACUGUCAAAGCAAUAUGGGCCCGAGUGUCGGCGCUUCCCGUGGGCUGCGGUUGCGGUGCCGCGGCGGCACAGAUUGGGGCUGACAGGAGCCGUGCACAAUGCGCCGUGGUGCACCUCUAAUUGUCCUGACAUCGGCCUGAACUGAGCUAAUGCCCUGCCUGCCCUGCAGUCUGCCCUGCUCUGCCUCCCCCUCCUCUACGACACCCCCCCCCCCCCCCCCCUGCCUGCACUGCUUAUCCUGAAAUCAGCUCAGUCAUCAUGAAAUCUUCUGAUGUCCAGCACUAUUUCAGCUCCCGGGCUCCCGUCAUCCUCAUUUUCUUAUAGGGCAUGCUGUGUUUUGUUUUGUUUUUACUACGCUUAAUUGGUGAGCUUUUGUUUUGUUUUAACAAGGACUUUCAUAGAUCUGACUUUGCGUAAACUGUCUGUAACCUGUGCUUAUAAUAAGAGAGAUCCUUUGUUCUUUAAUUUCUCAACCUUGAACUAAGAAGAUUUUUAAUAUUAAGCCUGUAUUUCUCAUAACGGCAAGUGUUUGCGUUAGAAUAUCUCUGGGUUCGAAUUGCAAAAGUCCAUUUCCUAUUGUCUCUUAUAAAUAUAUAUAUAUAUAUAUAUAUAUAUAUAUAUCUUUU
Messenger RNA from Betta splendens (Siamese fighting fish), 2332 nucleotides. It is a transcript of the gene arb2a, whose product is annotated as family with sequence similarity 172 member A. Gene Ontology annotation, cellular component: nucleus. Gene Ontology annotation, molecular function: siRNA binding. Gene Ontology annotation, biological process: regulatory ncRNA-mediated heterochromatin formation. Lineage: Eukaryota; Metazoa; Chordata; Actinopteri; Anabantiformes; Osphronemidae. The record is from RefSeq and is a predicted model, not a curated record. The coding region runs from base 163 to 1431 and encodes 422 amino acids. The transcript is spliced from 11 exons.